AUGUCCUACCCUCAAAUGACCCCCGUGCGGCCUGUGCCAGGCGCCUUCUUCAAUACGCCCGCAGCUUCUAGAUUUGCUGGCGGUGACAACGAGCCCGCGAGGCGGCGCCUGUUCCAAGAUGUCGAUGGAACCCAGGGCAGCACAACGACUGGCGGUAGCGGCGCCCUAGUAGGAGGAUCAAAUCUGGCACCUGCGACAGUAUCUUCAGUUGGAACGAGCAGCGGACUUGUAUCGACACCGCAAGCUCCCCAGCAAAACCUCCCACCCGUCACAAGAGCUGCCCAAGCGGUCAAUCAGUUCCUCCAAGCUGAUGAGAACUACCCUGAGUUGGAUUCAUACUGUAGGCCAGGUGCAUCCUCUGAAUAUGACUACAGCACCCUCGAUUCGGCUUGGGCGCCAUUCCACAAGACCCAGAUGUAUCCGAUUCCCAACCAGGUCUUCAGCCACUACAACACUGGCCAGCUCCAGACUCUGAUGGGCCUCUUUGCAGAGAUCAACCAUGCCUGGGUUGUCAUCGAUAACUCGCUGUUUCUCUGGGACUACACUCAUCCCGACCCCGAGCUUAUUGGUUUCGAAGACCAGCCGCACACGAUCCACGCCGUCAGUCUUGUUGCUCCUAAGCCGGGCAUCUUCGUCAAGACGAUCACACACAUCCUCGUCGUGGCCACAUCGUCUGAGAUGAUCCUCCUCGGUCUUUCUGCCACACCGAACCAGUCAGGAACCAAGACUGUGUCACUUUACAGCACGAAACUCAACCUGCCCCUCAGAGGCACCGACGUCAGAGUCAUUGCUGGUACUGCGGACGGACGUAUCUUCUUCGGUGGAAGCAAUGAUACUGAUAUCCACGAAUUGUACUAUCAGCAAGAGGAGAAGUGGUUUUCAAACCGGUGCGGCAAGAUCAACCACACCAACCCCGGAUGGUCUUCGGUUGUCACUCUCCAAAGCGGUUUCUGGCAACAAAAGAGCCCCGAGGGCUUACAGAGCAUUGUCAUCGAUGACUCGCGAAAGCUGGUGUAUACUCUUUCCACUAGGUCUACUAUUCGAACGUAUCACAUGGAUGGGCCCAACAAGCUCACCAAAGUCAUUGAAAAGGAGAGAAACGCUUGCCUCCGCGACAUUACUCAUAUGAUCACCCAGUCACCUCUGCUUAACGACCGUACGGCUAUUGUUUCGAUCAGCGCCAUCCCUGCUCGGGAGGCAUCGAAGCUGCAUUUAAUGGCUCUCACCAAUACUGGAUGCCGACUUUUCCUCAGCGCGACAAGUUCUGCUUCGUACAUGAUUGGCGGCGUUUCGUCCAACACACCUCCACAGAGCAUGCAAGUCCAGUUCAUCAAGUUCCCCCCGGCCGAAAACCCUGGACGUGCCGGUACAAACCAGGCUGGCGAGUCUAUCAUCGAUUUCACAUCCAAGGCUCUGGCUUUGAGCAGACUGGGAGCUCGCUUUGCUCCUGGCUACUUCUUGGACUUUGUCGUUAAGGAAUCUGACCCCAAUAUCGACCAGCUCUUCGUCUCCGCACCCGAAACUGGCCGGAUCAAGACCAACGCUUCAUCCCAACAGCUCAAAUACUACGAGCACGGCAACUGGAUCGAUAUCGGAAGUAGGGCAGAAGAUGUUGGUUUGGUCACCAAGCCCUUCGCUGCAGCUAAGCAACCCAUCGGUUUCGGAAACGAGCUUGCCGUCCAGUUUGACGAGCCUGCCACUGAGUUUGCUGUUCUCACCAAUACUGGUGUACACAUCAUCCGCCGCCGCCGACUUGUUGACACUUUCGCUGCUGCCAUCCGCGGUGCUGUUGGAGAUGAGGGCUUGGAACUGGAAACUCGGAAAUUCAUUCAACGAUACGGCCGUGUUGAGACCAUUUCUUGUGCUCUUGCAGUGGCGUGUGGACACGGUGGUGACGCACGACCGGGUGCAGCGCGCGCCAUUGAUCAGGCGACAGAAGAUCGCGCCCGUACCGUUUUCGUCGAUUACGGUGGACAACCCUCCAUUACUGAGACCGACGGCACACCGCUCAACACCACCUCCGUUCGCCUCUCACCUAGACAUGAUGCCCUGUGUGUGUAUCUCACCCGCCUAAUCCGAACCCUCUGGAAAAACUACGUCGUCGCCACCGCAGUGAGCCCAUCUGGUGGUGUCACCAUCGAGUCUAGAGUAUCACUCAGCAAACUUCUGUCCAUCCAGGAGCAGUUGGAGCGCCUCCGCAGGUUCCUCGAUGCCAACAAGAGCUUCAUCCAAGGUUUGUCUGGCCCGUCUGACCUGCAGAGAGUUGCCAGUAAGCAGGAAGAGGUUGCACUUCAGGCCGAGCACCAGGCCCUGUAUGCGCUCCAGAGGUUGAUGGAGAGCAUUUCAGAAGGCAUUUCCUUCGUCUCAAUGUUGUUUGAUGAGCGUGUCAGCGAUAUUUUCACCAGACUCGAUGCCACUGCCCAACAAGAGUUGAAGGAGCUCACCUACGAGAAGCUGUUUUCCCAGGUUCCUGGAAAGGAGCUGGCUAAGCUGCUUGUCAAGUCCAUCGUCAACCGCAACAUUGAGAGCGGAUCGAAUGUCGAGACAGUCGCAGAUGCGUUGAGGAGGAGAUGUGGCAGCUUCUGCAGCCCGGAUGACGUUGUUAUCUUCAAGGCACAGGAGCAAUUGAAGAGAGCAUCCGAGCAACCACCCAACAGCAACCAGUCUCGUACCCUACUGCACGAGAGUCUGAGACUUUUCGAGCGUGUUGCCAGCGCGCUGUCCUUUGCCAACCUCCACAACGCGGUUGCGCAUUACAUCGACCUCAAGUAUUAUGCUGGUGCUAUCCAGCUCUGCUUGGUCGUCGCCCGCGAGAAGGACAGAGGAAACACUGCCCUUUCCUGGGUUCACGAUGGCAAGCCCGCUAAUGAUCCUCGGGCCAAUGCUUACGCGGAACGCAGAAAGUGCUACGAGCUAAUUUACGAAGCUCUUCAGCAUUUGGACGCUGCGUCUACCAGAGAACCCGAGACUAUUGACGGCAGGUUGACCCUGAUUGGUACCAAGCGUCUCGAGGCCUACACCGUGGUGAAUGACGCGGAGGAUGAAGUCUUCCAUUUCGACCUCUAUGAGUGGUACAUUGAGCAGGGAUGGACUGACAGGAUCCUGGCUAUUGAGUCACCUCACGUUAUCACUUACUUGCAAAGUCUCGCCAGAACCAAUGUUGCCCAUGCCGAGCUUCUCUGCAAAUUCUAUACCCAGCGUGAGAGAUACUUCGAGGCUGCCCAGGUGCAAGCCGAUCUUGCAAACUCGGACUUUGACCUCGGCAUCAAGGACCGUAUUGUGCUUCUUAGUAAGGCCAAGGGCAACGCCAACGUUGCGACUGCCGGCGUCGGUAGACAACAACAGCAGGUCUUGGCUCACGAAGUUGGCGAGCUCCUCGACAUUGCCAACAUUCAGGACGACUUGCUGGAAAGGCUCAAGGCUGACAGCCGUAUUGCUCCGGAGCGCAAGGCAGAGAUUGAGCAGGCUCUUGAUGGCCCUAUACUGUCGCUCUCAGAUCUCUUCAACCAAUAUGCCGACCAAGCAAACUACUACGAUCUUUGCCUUCUCAUUUACCACAGCGCCGACUACCGCAACCCCAGCACUAUCUCUCAAACCUGGGUUAGCCUGAUUGAGCAGAUCCACGACGAGGCCGUCGAGCGCAUGGAGGAGGCCGGUCCCGGCAUUCCUGUGUUACCUUCGCCGUACGAAUCUGUGUCGGUCAAGGUUCAAAAUAUCGCCCACCGAACAUCACUCGACAGCUUCAUUUUCCCCGUACCUGUGCUGCUUCCCGAGAUUUGCAAAUACGCCGUCGAGUACCACCAGGAUGCCGAGAUCGGCGCCGACCCUACCUGGCCUGUGCAGCUGUUCAUCAGCCUCGGCGUCUCCCACGACAUGGUCACUCGCGUUCUUGAAAGCGUGUUCGACACGCAGGAUUACGGCUUCAGCGGUAACAACCGCAACCGCAUUAUCGAGCUCAUCGUUUUUGUUGUAGAUGCCUGGCAGCGUGAGGUGAAGCGACGUGGCGGCGCUUCUGUCAAGGGCGACGGGGCCAUUGGCGCCUGGGUCAAGGACCUGCUGAGCAGGUGUGAGGCGUCACUGCCGCCUGCUGGCCAAGGUUCCAACCCUGGUGGCGCGGACUUGUCGGAGGUUCGGAGGCGCCUACGGGUUGUGAGGCGGGGGGUUGAUGGACUCGUUGAGAGGGGUCCUUCUGGAAGCUUGCGCUUCAUGUAA
Messenger RNA from Colletotrichum truncatum, 4212 nucleotides. The record is from RefSeq and is a predicted model, not a curated record. NCBI's taxonomy places the organism in Eukaryota, Fungi, Ascomycota, Sordariomycetes, Glomerellales, Glomerellaceae.